Messenger RNA from Chlorocebus sabaeus (green monkey), 6399 nucleotides. RefSeq names its product solute carrier family 35 member D1 (gene SLC35D1). The record is from RefSeq and is a predicted model, not a curated record. NCBI's taxonomy places the organism in Eukaryota, Metazoa, Chordata, Mammalia, Primates, Cercopithecidae.
GACUGUCACCCAGCGUCUGUGGUUUGCCGCCCGGCGCUCGGGUGUCCCGAUGUAGUUCCCCUGGGUUCUCUUUGUCCGCCUCGGGCAGGGGGGUCGCCGCUGCCCCUUCUCCAGGCCCUCUCUAACCCCUGCCCAGGCUAAGCUCGGCGCGCCCCUACCCUCUGACCCCGCGUUGCACAAUGCCCGAGCAAAGUCUCCAGGGGUGUGAACCCCGGCGUCCCUGCCCCUGGGCGGGGACGGGCGGCAGCCAAGCGGGGAGUCGAGGCGGCGAGCGUGCAGCUGGCCUAGUCUGCGGUCUCCGACUCCUCGAGUCACCUGGGAACCGCCGCUGCAAGCCCCCGCGCCGCUAGGCCCAGCAGCCAGGCCCACGCCGCUGCGGCAGCCAUGGCGGAAGUUCAUAGACGUCAGCAUGCUCGGGUUAAAGGAGAAGCCCCCGCGAAAUCCUCCACACUCCGAGAUGAGGAGGAGAUGGGGAUGGCGUCGGCCGAAACGCUGACCGUGUUUCUGAAGCUGCUGGCCGCCGGCUUUUACGGCGUGAGCUCCUUCUUGAUCGUGGUGGUGAAUAAGAGCGUGCUCACCAAUUACAGAUUUCCCUCCUCACUAUGUGUUGGACUUGGCCAGAUGGUGGCCACAGUGGCAGUUCUCUGGGUGGGAAAGGCGCUCAGAGUAGUCAAGUUUCCUGACCUUGACAGAAAUGUACCUCGAAAGACGUUUCCACUACCUCUACUAUAUUUUGGGAACCAAAUCACGGGACUGUUCAGCACAAAGAAACUGAACUUGCCAAUGUUUACAGUUCUGAGAAGGUUCUCCAUCCUGUUUACAAUGUUUGCUGAAGGAGUUUUACUCAAGAAGACUUUUUCUUGGGGUAUUAAAAUGACUGUAUUUGCAAUGAUUAUUGGAGCCUUUGUAGCUGCCAGCUCUGACUUGGCAUUUGAUCUGGAAGGAUAUGUUUUUAUUCUGAUAAACGAUGUCCUGACAGCAGCAAAUGGUGCAUAUGUAAAACAAAAAUUAGAUUCAAAAGAGCUGGGAAAAUAUGGACUGCUCUAUUACAAUGCACUGUUCAUGAUUCUGCCCACCCUGGCCAUUGCGUAUUUCACAGGAGAUGCACAAAAGGCUGUGGAGUUUGAAGGCUGGGCCGACACCCUCUUUCUUCUGCAGUUCACCCUCUCCUGUGUGAUGGGGUUUAUCUUAAUGUACGCCACAGUACUCUGCACGCAGUAUAAUUCUGCUCUUACAACUACAAUAGUUGGCUGUAUUAAGAAUAUAUUAAUAACUUAUAUUGGAAUGGUCUUUGGUGGAGAUUAUAUUUUCACAUGGACAAACUUCAUUGGUUUAAAUAUCAGCAUUGCUGGGAGCCUGGUGUAUUCCUAUAUCACUUUCACUGAAGAGCAGCUGAGCAAACAAUCAGAGGCUAGUAACAAGCUGGACAUUAAGGGGAAAGGAGCAGUGUGACCAGAGGAUUGCUUCAUCUGAUACGUAGGCCUAAGUUUUUAAUCAACUCAGAACACUGGCAAUUCCUACACAGACACUGAGGUGUCUUGAUCAUGGAGGAAAUACCGUUCCUUUGCACUUGUACAAUCUGAGGAUUGAUUGCUGCCUUUUAAAAUUUUAUGAUGAGAGAAACUUAUAAUUGACUCUAUUUUAAAUAUGUUGUUUGAAUUAAUUUAUAUCAGACUGGAAAAUGUACUGGGCUUUUUAAUUUAUUUUUCUUCUAUGCCGACAGUGAAACAUCAGUGUUUUGAAAGUAUUUUAUUUCAUAAUUUGAUAUCCAGGUGUCCCUGAGAGCUGCAUAUAUAAUGUUUGCCAACUGGAGCUUCAUCAUUCAAAUUGUUGCUGCAUCUGGAGGCAGUUUAGCCUUUCCUCUGCUGGAAAUGCAGACAAAUAUGUGAAAUUUCUCUUCUUUGAAUUUUAUUUCUUAUGAUUGCAUUGUCUUCGUCAUAUCGUCAUUCCAUUUGCCAAGGAAAACAACUUUGGCACUAUAAAAAGAUGUGGGGCUUUGAAGUGUAUUGCUGUCUACGUUAGCUUCCCUGACUUUCAUAGGAUGAGCAGAGUGCAUUCCUUGAAAACAUGUUCUUUUUUUGUUGUAUAGAAUGGGGAUAAUGAAGGGGGUGAGAAAGUAGGCCUUUUACUAAUUUAUUCAUCUAUUUGAUUUAUUGAUUCAACUAAAAUGUUUUAAGUAUAUGUGCCAGGCAUUGUGCUAAAUACUGGGGAUACAGAGAUGUUUGCAGAGGUAGUUGAAACAUCUCACUCCUGCCAUAGUGACUGAGGUAAGGUUGUGAAUUUAGCUCUGUUAAAAUCAUUCAGAGGAUGUCACUAGAGGGAGUAAGUUGUUUCAGCCCUCAAAAGCCGCAAGUCUGUAAAUUGGAUUAAAAACACCUGCCCUACCUACCCUGCAACAGUGUGAGUUCAAAUGCUGCAAUGUGAGAUGAGGUACAAGUAAAGAGCUGUGUUUUGUAAACUAGUGCAGCUCAGCAUUGACUCCCUCUCUAAGUGAGAAUUGCAGACAGGCAAGUCUGUUUUCCGUUGCCUCCUUCCUUUGGGUUCAGUUGCUCUUUGGAUGAAUAUGAUGAGGUCCCACAUUUCUGAAUUUAUUGGUUUGAGGGGAAAGGCUGGUUAGAUUCUUCAUAUUGUCACUGGUUGGUUUUUCUCUGGCAGUGUCAGUGUUACAGCUGUCAGCUUCUUUCUUAAAUGGCAUGAGCAAUGAGCAAACUUCCCUCCUUUCAACAUUCCCACCUACAUUAUAUGCCCCUUGUCUCUCUUACUGAGCUUGCCAACUUCUCUCAAAACCAUUGCUGCAUUUUGGAAGAGCAGGUGUGAAUGGGCAUUGCCUAAAUUGCCUCUUGGGGUAAUCUGGAGGGUGGAGAUUUUAACUCAAACAUAAUCCUAUGACUUGACUCAGAGAUAUCCAUUGACCUUGAGGAUUAGUGUUGUUUGCUCAGGCCAGUUGUGCAGCCAGUGUGCAAGAGAUUUGGUGCCUUUGCACUAAUGCACACACUAGUGUCUACUUCAUUGGGUUUGGAAUCCACUGGACUCUGUUGAUCUAAACAGUUAGGGUUUUGAUUUUUUUUUGAUUUGAAAAUUUAUAUUGAGAUUAUUUUCAUAUUCCUGUCUUUCUCUUUUGGUUUGUCUUUUCUAAAGCCUGGCUGGUGGUGCUCUGUUCCUAGAAUUAUCCCUGCAGCCAACUCCCAAGUUACAAGCUUCAUUAAGAGCCUUAGACUCACUGUUUUCUAGCAUCUUCUGACCUGAGAAAAUUCCACUGAGAGUAAAGGAUAUUAUCUUGUGUCAUAUGGGUCUUACUCUCCCUAUUUUACCAAUGAGAAAACAAAACUCAGAGAAGGAUGACUUGCUAAUACAUCAAACCCAUGUCCUUUUUAUUGAACUAUGACUGCCAUUUAAUUAACCGCCCUUCCCCUAUGAGGGACUUAGGAAACAGAUCCUGAGUUCACUUGAGCCCUUUCAAAAAAGCAAGCAGUUGAUUGAAUUUGGUGUCAGAGAGGAGCAUACUUUGCAAAUCAGGAAGAGUGACAGGUUACCCUGUCCUGAAACCUUUAUCCCACUUCCAGGCUGACUUUAGUUGGUAAUGCACUUCUGGCUGUUAAUGUUGCCAACACUUCCUGGUUUUGCUUAGAUAUAGUGAAAGGGCAUAGUGAGAGCUAUUUUUAGUGAUUCUUUUCCUUCUGUCAGCAACAUGAAGGAGGGACCUUUGAAUAAUUUUUGUUGUAGAAUAUUUCUUCAUGAAAGGCUUUUGGGUGUGUUUAACAGUUGUUAGGCUAGAGCCCCACCAGGAGUUGAACUGCCUCUUGGGGGUCAGGUUCCCUAGGAGAUCUGUCACCUCUUCAGGAGUAUUUGAGAAAAUUGUGUAGUUACCGCUUCACUAAAUGCACAUGACAGGCUUCUGUGCCUUGGGAGCCCUGGCUUAUGCUGAACCUUCUGGCUGACCAGAGCAGUACAGCAGCUUCUGCUUGCCGGAUGCCUCCUUCAGCUGCUAACCAGCAUUGCAAGAUGGAGCAGUGUGAGCAAGCUGGAGACUGAAUAGUCUUUUGGAGUUUGUGUUUUGAUUUUUGCAGGCAUGUUACAAUAUACUGGUGAUUUACCUGGUAUUGUGGCACCUCCCAGAAUCUGGUUUUUGCCCCAUGUUUGAUAUUUACUAGAAAUAAAUGCAGAAAUUCUUUGUCCUGUUAACUGCCUCCUGGGAGAAAAAGAAGCAAUACAGAGUUAACUCCUUAAUUUGCCCACGGAGACAGAUGAGCUGUGGUGUUCCAAAAGACAAAUUCUAUGACUAGUGGCUCCUGUUCAAUGUAAGUGAGGCCCUCUUUGGCCAAUCUGCUUCUAGUCAAGGCUAAAUGGAUUGGAAUAACCCUAGUUGGCCAGGCUACACGUUGCCAGCAUGUCCUGUUGAGUUUUAUUUGCUCCAUGUGGCUGUGGACUUUAUGAGUCAAUCAUUUAUAGGCUCCAGUUUGCACCUAGUUUUUUUUAAAAAGUGCAUUUACACGCUUUUGGUAGUCCUGUUUUAUCAAGAAUCCAUGGAGGGUUUUGGUCAGUACAGCUGAUGCUGGAUCCUCACAGAGGAACAGUGGAGUUUCACAUUGAAUCGGUUUGAAAUGGCACCCCAGGACUUUGGGCCUGCCUUGCUUUACAGCCUCGUUCAGUGAGCAGAGAUUUAGUGAGCAGCUGUUGUAUGCCAAGCAUUUUGCUAAGCUGUGGAAAAAAGAUAAACAAGACAUGGUUCUUGCUUUCAAGGAGUGUGUAAUUCUUUGGCCAGACAUGAUAACCUGGACCCUGAGUGGGAGAAAGGAGACAGAUGAAAGGAGUCCGUGAUUUUGUAACCAAGAACUGCCUGCAUAGUUAUGAGUAUCACUGAUUUUAGGGGUGCCCCACAGAGCUAAAACAUUUUUUUAAUCUGAGGGGACUUUCGUAACUCAUGUUAAUCUUCGAGCUCUGAGAUAACAACACAGCUCUUAGAAUUCUGUGAGGAGCCUGAGGCCUCCUCUACUGUACAUGUUCUUGUUUUCCCAAAACUGUAAGUUUGGUUUUUCCUAUGAACAAGACUGUAAUUGAUUUUUCUCUCUCUGAGGAAAAAUGUUCAGAAUAAAUGAGAUAAUGGAUAUGAAACUACUUAGCACAAUGCCUAGUACAUAUUAGGCACUCAGCAAAUGUGGCUACCGUGUCAUUAUUUCAUGGUGAGACUCAAGGCAAAACAAGAUUCUUAAUUUAUGGUCCAUAAAUGCUAGAGGCUUGGGCAAUAUGGUAUAUCCUGAAAAACAUGACCCUGUAUCUCGUUGCCUCUAGAAUCCUUAGGUAACAGUUUUUGUUCACUAUCUUUUCUUUUUUAAAAAUAUCUACUGGACACAAUUGUGGCCAUUACAUGAUGCAGGUGAUUCUACCUGUUUUUAAAAAAGAACAAAAUUGCUUUUAUAUUGUGAUGGUACAUUUUAAUAAAGGGAAAAAAAAUUCCCCCCACCUCCCCCUCUUUUUUUUUUUUUUUAAAACAAGGUCUUGCUCUGUCACCAGCCAGGCUGGAGUAUAAUGGUGUAAUCAUAGCAGCUCACCACAGUCUCAAACUCCUAGGCUCAAGUGAUCCUCCUGCCUUAGCCUGCUAAGUAGCUCUGACUAUAGGGAUGUCCCAUUACGCCUGGUUCAUUUCUUCCCUUUUUUUUUUCCCCCCUCCCCGAGUAAAGACAGGGUCUCACUCUGUUGCCAGACUGGUCUCAAACUCCUGGCCUCAAGUAACCCUUCUGUCUCAGCCUCCCAAAGUGCUGGGAUUACAGGUGUGUGCCACAUGUCCGGCCAGGAAAAUUAUUUUCUAUCUUAAAGGAAGAUAAUUACAUUUUAGAGUAGCAAUUCAGUUAAAUCUUUCUCAGUUUUUCAUCUUAAGAUGGCUCCUGCAAAGGCCAGCAGCGUUCCUUUUCCCCUCUCUGAAUUGAAAGCAGUUGACCCCAUGCUGCCCCUGCUUCCAGGCCUGUCUCGGUUGUCAUAUAUUGUGAGUCCCUGGCACCAUCACUGUUUUCUAAGCCAGUCUUCUAGGUCUUACUUUCAGGAUGCUGCUUCAUGGUAUGAGGAUAUAGUUUACAGUGCUGUAGUUUUUUUUUUAAAAGCUUUGUUCUUUGAAAAUACUUUUUAAAAAGAAAUCUACUGGUUAGAUUUAUUGUCUCACAAAAAUGUUUUUAGAGAUUAUUUUUUUCACAGGUGUUUUCUUUCUCAUGCUGAUGAUCAACUGAUUUUUGUCUACAGGUAACCUCUCAGUAUUUUUUCAUUUUAGAGUCUAUUUACCAAAUGACCAUUUUAGUGUUAAAAGGUACUGAGGAAUUGAGGUAUGUAAAUCAGGUGACAUAAACAUGAAAAUUAUGUGCCUAAAUAUUUUUGUAAUGGUGUAAAAUAAAUACUUUUUCCUGAAAACAA